Aphanomyces astaci is the source of this 916-nucleotide messenger RNA. RefSeq lists its product as hypothetical. NCBI's taxonomy places the organism in Eukaryota, Oomycota, Saprolegniomycetes, Saprolegniales, Verrucalvaceae. Gene Ontology annotation, cellular component: Golgi apparatus. The coding region runs from base 71 to 799 and encodes 242 amino acids. The transcript has 3 exons. The record is from RefSeq and is a predicted model, not a curated record. Gene Ontology annotation, biological process: intracellular protein transport; Golgi to plasma membrane protein transport; protein localization to organelle. Gene Ontology annotation, molecular function: GTP binding.
GAAAUAUUAAAUUGCACAGGAAUAUCCGCAUUUCCACGUCAAUUCACAGUAACUUACCUGUGGAACGAAGAUGUCGAAGGACGAGGAAGAGCGCAACUUGUAUGUCGUGUACGUGGUCGCGGGGGCGGUGCUGGUGCUUCUCUUAGCCUUUAUCAUCAAGCUGGCUGCAUCUGGAAGCGGUCCUGGCGGAAAGCGCGAUGUGAUUCUGUUGCUGGGGCCGUGCGGAGGCGGCAAGACAGCUCUGUUCCAUCGCCUACGCGACGGACCAACGAAGGUAGACACGGUAACGUCCAUGAAGGAAACGCUAGAAACGUUCCCGCUCUUUGAUGAAGACGCCGCGACCGUGUCCGUGCUGGACUUUCCAGGACACGAGCGACUGCGCAGCCAAGUGUCGCAGUUCUAUCCCAUCGCGAAAAAACUCGUGUUUGUCGUCGACGCUACUACAAUUGGGGACGCCGCACAAGUUCGAAAAGCUGCCGAGUUUCUGUACGAUAUCUUCGUGCAUCCGAAACUUCACGACAAUGGCAUUCCCCUCCUCGUUGCGUGCAGCAAGGCUGAUAUGUCGUCUGCCGCUACGCCCGCAAACAUCCAAACCAUCUUGGAAGCGGAACUGUCGCAGUUGAAGAGCACGCGGGCGUCCCUCGAAACCCACGACGACGACGAGUCCAUCCCGCUCGGCCGGGAGAACGUACCCUUUGCGUUUGACGUCGAUGCCCCUUGCGAAGUCGUGUUUGAAGGCUACUCGAUCCAUUCUGCUGACGCCAUCGCGCCACUGUUGGACUUUAUCCUCCAAGAAUAAUCACACACACACCCAAUGUGCUUUGUUCUCGAAAUAGAUUUUUUGAUUUUUCCUGAAAAUCGCAAAAAAUAAGAAAGAAAGAUAUAUAUAUAUAUAUGGAGAUUUAUACUACCAACG